AUGGAUCUCAGCUCGUUAACAGGCAAGUCUGCCACUGGCGCUGGUGCGAGCUCGGCCACCUCGGCUGAGCGCAAGGAAGCCAUCAAGCAGCAGGUUUCGUCGGAGCUCGCAAUGGCGAAUGCACAGCAGCUCAUCACCAAGGCGACCGAAAAGUGCUACGCCAAGUGCAUCCCGGCACCUGGAUCGAGCCUGUCGGGCAAGGAGCAGACGUGCCUCACCCGCUGCAUGGAACGCUACUUUGAGGCCUUCAACAUCGUCUCGUCCACGUACGUCCGCAGGGUCGGCAACGAGCGUGCUGCAGGCGCCGUCGUAGAGGCCGGCCUUUAG
Moesziomyces antarcticus is the source of this 327-nucleotide messenger RNA. Its product is annotated as mitochondrial intermembrane space translocase subunit Tim. The coding region runs from base 1 to 327 and encodes 108 amino acids. The transcript has 2 exons. Lineage: Eukaryota; Fungi; Basidiomycota; Ustilaginomycetes; Ustilaginales; Ustilaginaceae. The record is from RefSeq and is a predicted model, not a curated record.